UUUCACUCUACUCCUGCAUAACUUACACUGCAUAUACCAUACACGGGCGGAUUCUGCUAUUGUUGCUCUAUUAGAACCAACGUUGGUGUCUAAUCUGUAUUAUUAUUGCCCCUGCUGUCCUGUAAGCUAUUUGGAAUCAAAAUGAGAAAGUCAGAAUUCGAAGCCCUCGUGGCCAGCGACAAACUCACCGUUGUCGACGCCUUCGCCGAAUGGUGCGGGCCCUGCAAGGCCAUCGCGCCCAAGAUCGAGGCCUACAGCAAGCAAUACACUGACGUGCAAUUCAUCAAAUUCGACGUCGACGACAGCCCUGACGUCGCCCAGGAGUUGGGCAUCCGCGCCAUGCCCACUUUCAUUUUCUUUAAGAACGGGCAAAAGAUCACUGAUGUUGUCGGUGCGAACCCACCGGCAAUUGAGGCCGCUAUCAAGGAGCAUAAGUAAAGAUUGGAAUAUUGGAUAGGGGGGUUUACUGGGCUGGCAUAAUUGAGAUUUGACUAUCGUGUAUAAUCUAUUCCUAGGCUAGUAGUCGCUGG
Molecule: messenger RNA, 530 nt
Organism: Talaromyces proteolyticus
Lineage: Eukaryota; Fungi; Ascomycota; Eurotiomycetes; Eurotiales; Trichocomaceae
Product: thioredoxin TrxA
Exons: 3
Coding region: 142-438 (98 amino acids)
Molecular function (GO): protein-disulfide reductase activity
Source: RefSeq, a predicted model, not a curated record